Molecule: messenger RNA, 11147 nt
Organism: Eriocheir sinensis (Chinese mitten crab)
Lineage: Eukaryota; Metazoa; Arthropoda; Malacostraca; Decapoda; Varunidae
Product: guanine nucleotide exchange factor DBS-like
Exons: 16
Coding region: 2192-6565 (1457 amino acids)
Cellular component (GO): cytoplasm
Molecular function (GO): protein binding; guanyl-nucleotide exchange factor activity
Source: RefSeq, a predicted model, not a curated record
GCCUGUAGGGAAGAGAAGAAGGGAGAGAGAGGGAAGAGAGAAGGAAGGAUAAGGAGAGAGAGAGGAAGGGAAAGGAAGAAAAAGGGAAGAAUAAGCAGAGGAAGAGAAAGGAAGGAGGAGGGGAAAAAAUAAAUAGGAAGAAGAGAAGGGAUAGAGUGGAUGGUAGAAAUUAGGAAGAAGAGAGGAAGAGAAUGGGAAGGAAAGCGAAGAAGGAAGGAAAGGAAGGAAGAAGAAAAGAGAAUGGGAGGAAGAGGAAAGGAUAGAAGGAAAGAAAGGAAGAUGAAAAGAUGGUGAAAAGAGAGAUGGGUGAUAAAGGAAGAUGAAGAAGUGGAUAAUGGAAGGAGAGAGAGGGAAGAGAAGACAUAUUACGAGGGAAAAAUAAGGAGAAGGAGGAGGAGGAGGAGGAGGAGGAGUUGGACACAAGGAGAAGGACAAAAGAAUAAAGGAAGAAGGGAAAAGUUGAAGAAGAAGGAUAAAAUGGUUGAUGAAAUACAAUUUACAAAUAAAGAAGAAGAAAAAGAAGAAGAGGAGGAGGACGAGGAUACGAGGACGAGGACAAAAGAAUAAAAGAAGGGAAACGUUGAAGGAUAAAAAGAUAAAAUAGCUAAUAAAAAUACGUUACCAAUGAAAAAGAAGAAGAAAAAGAAGAAGAAGAAGAAGAAAAAGAAGAAAAAACACAGGCGUAGGAGGACGACGAUAAUAACAUACGAAAAGGAGUAGCAAAAGGAGAAGGAAGAGGAGAAAGGAAAGAAGGAAUAACACAUGAAAAGCAGGAGGGAAGAAGAAGAAGAAAAAGAAGGAAAAGUAGAAACAGAAGAAGAAAAAGAAGAGGAGGAGGAGGAGGAGGAGAAGACAGCACGCAGAUGAGACACAGCGGACGAGAUGAAGAAAGCUGCGGUCAACCUCUGAGAAUGGUGAAAACGGAGACGCUGGAGACACAUGACGGAGCGAGCGAGCGGUGAAACCAGUGCGUGUGUGUGUGUGUGUGUGUGUGUGUGUCCAAGAGAGGUCAUCUCCACAGGUAGUAUAAGAAAAUCAAGCGAGCGUCGAAAUGUGCCCCGUUGGAAAGGCGAACCUUUGAUUGACAAGGGCAGAGAGAAAGAAGGGCGUGGUCUGCGUGCGUGGGUAAAUGCUCGGCGCGUGGAGAGGGCGUGGGAGGGAAGUAGAGUGCUGGAGGAGGGCGUGGAGGGGAGGUAGAUAGGUAGAAAGAGACGUAUAGGUAGGUAGGGAGUCGACGGCAUGUGUUGUGGUCGGAGCGUGACACUGAGGAGGCUGGAAAGUGUCUCAUCGGCUCAUUCUCACCGUGAUGUGUCGCUGUGCUGUGUGUGGUGAUCGCUCCUGUGUGCUGUGGCGUGUGUCUCGGUGCCUCUCUCUUGUGCCUCGCUGUGCUGUGUUCUGUGGUUGGGAAGUGGUUGGCGUCUCUCUCUCACGCUUCUCCGUAACUUAAAAAACACAGGAGGAAACGAAGUGUAAAUAAGAAAAUAGCGAUAGUCUUUUGUUAUUUUGUUUACGAUCUGCUUUUCUUCUCUCCUCCAAUCAUGUUUUUUCCGUAACUUACAUAAACAGGAAGAGACAAGAACCCAAAGAAAACAAUAGAUAAGAGAUACAUAAUGGCGUUAGAUCCUUGUUUUCUGGCUGAGGGAUGUUUGGAUUCUCUCUCCCGGUCGUGUCUUCCUUAACUUAUACAAACAGGAAGAAACAAACACUCUAAGAAACAAAGUAUAAGGGAAACAGACUCAAAGAAAACAAGGAUAAGAGAAAUGAUACCGACAGUCUUUUGUUUUGUGCCUGAGGAGUGUUUGGCUUGAUUCUCCCCCUCGUGUCAACAGUAACUUAUCAACAGGAAGACAAACAGAGGUAAACAGAACAAAGGAUAGGAGAAAGAAUAACGUCAGCGCUUUGUUUUGUUCCCCGGGCACGUGUCGACUGUCAGGAACGUGAUAAAAACGAGACAAAACGAAGGAAAAAACGACAAUACCCUCACGUUCUUCAUUCCUUUCCUUCUCGUCCUUCAUUCCCCUCCUUCACGCCCUUUAUUCCUUUCCCUCACGUUCUUUCUUCCUCUCCUUCACGUCCCAAGGCAGCGGCGAUAAGAACAGACGUGACGUGUUUGUGUGUUUGUGUGUGUGUUUGUCGUCUGUCGCAGCUGGGAAGUGAAAUCUAAUCGUCUCCUUCAUCUCCUGCGGGAAAGAUGAUCAACCCACUUUACCAGUACCUCCACGCCGUCCCUCCUCCCUCUCCUCCUUCUCCUCCUCCUUAUGAUCCUCCUUACACUCCUCUUCCAUCCCUCUCUCGACUGUCCCUCCAGCAUUCCUUCCUCGCCUCAUCCCUUCACGAGCGCUCCUUACCCCACUUCACCGCCACACGGAAGACAAACUACACACUCCACGCCGCUUCCACACCUGCCUCCACACCUGCGUUCAUACCUGCCUCCACCUCCCUGACGGCGCCUCUCUGUCAUGCCUCGCCGCGCCACCCCGCCAUGCUUGAGAGGGACAGGAUUAGCGCCGCGUCAAAGCCACUCAUCACCACAAUUGACAACCAGGAUCAUGCGCCUCUCACCUCUCGAUGCCACACUCACCCGGCUCGCCCAGACGCCCCUCGACUCCCAUCCUGCCAAGGGCGUCUCGAGGGGAAGCUGGAGGACGUCUCUUACGUCCCACGACCCCAAGGACACUCGCUUUCUGGCUUAUUUCUAGACGGUGCACGGACAGACAGCCUCGCAUCGUUGAGAGAGCCGUGGGUUGAGUCCCUAUCGCCUUCAGCCACUCCCUCCCGCCCCACCUGCAGGAGCCUUCCCAAAGUGCCGUCAUUACAGGCUCAGGUGGCGUCCCUGCCGGUUGGGUACGCGGCGCCCUCCCGCUUCCACGCCCCCCUCCACGCCCCCUUCCAGCGCCCCAUCGCCCUGCCGCCGCCGCCGCCCCCAAGCUGCCGAAAUUACGAUAACGAGAACCUCUUUCCAGCCUCCGCCCGCCACGACGUAGGCUGCGAGGUUGGAGGCUGGGAGUGGAGGGGGGACGUGCUUGCUUUGCCCCUCGCGCCUGCCCCCUCUCGUGCCUCGGUCUCCUCCCGCGCCUCCCUCCCCCUCGCCGGCGUGAUGAGGAGAAGCACCAGCGGGAGGGAUUUCAGCCGAGGUACCCCGUGGGCUGACGAAGGGGAGGAGGACGCUUACUGGACGCCAAGUGAGGGGAGUGAGGAGUCCUUGCACGAGGCCAGGUGGAGUGACGGCAGUGAGGGCUCAUUCCACACGCCCAGGUGGAGUGCGGGGAAUGAGGGGACAUACCAUGGGUCAAAGUGGAGUGAAGGGUCAUGCUGCGGGUCCAGGUGGAGUGAGGGGCCGGUCAGGGAGUCGAGGUGGAGUGAGGGAUCCCUGCUGGAGUUCAGGUGGAGUGAGGGGAGUGAGGGGGCGAGUCAGGCGGCAUCUUGGAGUGACUCUGGAAUUGACGGGGACAUUGAGGAGGCCGAGAGAAGACAGAGGGAAAGAGAAGAAGAAGAAGAAGAAGAAGAAGAAGAAGAAGAAGAAGAAGAAGAGAAGGAAGAAGAAACAUUUAGAGGAGACGAGGAAAUAGAGAAUCCAAACCUUGGCGUCGCGUACAAUUGGUUGACCUCCUUUUGGGGUCUCGAAGUGAGGUCGUCGGAAGGGGAGAGCCUCGUGGUGGCCGCUGGUCGCUGCUUGGGGCGGUACCUGAGGAAGCAGCGCCCCACAUCCCCGCUCACCUGCCCCGCUCCGUCGUUACUGCCCCAGGCGGUGGAGAAGUUCAGCGCCAACACCCAGGAGAUCAGCGCCUCCCUUCGGGCCUUCACGCAAAAGCUUCAGGAGACCGAGUUUCCGAACGAUGUCAACUCCACCGAUGAGCUGCUUCGAUCUCAGCGGGCGGAGUAUCAGGUGCUCAAGGACGACCUGCUCUCCGCCUCGCGCCACGGGGAGACGCUGCUCAACUGCAUCAAGCGUCCCGGCGAGCCACGAUCUGCCCGCCUGUGCCCCGACAAGCUGAUCAACGUGACGGCGGUGGAGCGGCUCCUCGUGCAGCUGGAGGAGACGGAGCGGACCUUUGACGAAUUCUGGACGCGGCACGAGGGUCGCCUCACCCAGUGCCUGCAACUGAGACGCUUCGAGACGGACUUCAGGGAGCUGCAGCAGUGCCUGGAGGUGUCUCUGAAGCAGCUGAGCGGCAUGCUGGAGGUGGGCGACUCGGUGACCCACGUGGACCAGCUCUUGGGCGAGGCGCAGGACUUCCACAUGCUCACCGCCGACCAACUGGAGAAGGCGGAGGAACUGAGAAUCAUUGGCACACAACUGAUCGAGAGCCAGCACUACGCCGUGGACUCCAUCCAGCCCAAGUGUGUGGAGCUGGUGCGGAUGAAGGACGCCUUCCAGGAGCGCAUCACCCACCGCCUUGAGACCCUGCACAAGUGUCGCGACCUUCAGGAGCGCAUCGAGAGGGCCAACAAGUGGUGCACAGAGGGCGUGGAGCUGCUCGCCUGCCAGCAGAUAGAGAGAUGCCAGGCGCCAGAGUUCGCCGAGGAGGCCUUGAGGGAGCUGGAGGAGUUCAUGGCCUCCUCAGACCACAGCCACCUGGGCAGCACCCGGGAACUGAAGACCAUGUUUGAAGACGUCAUCACCCCAGAAACUAAAGGUCUUGUGCAGCAGGUGCUGAAGAGGAUAGAGGAUGUGCAGAUGAUGUGUGAGAAGAGAAAGAGCUCCCUCAAGAGGCUGGCCACGCGCCUUCCCCGGCCCGUGCACGCGGUGACGCCCGAGCCGGCCAUUCCCCUGCACCACUCCCAGAGCCAGUCCAGCGUCCCUCCACACUCCCACCCCGCCUCGCCCCUCCACGCAGACCUUCCCAAGUCCCCCAAGAGCAUGAGGAAGGCCUCCACGCUACCCAAGCUUGGGGACAGCGGAGACUCGCCGGAGUGGACGGGUGACAGUGAGGCGGCGCGGGCCAAGCGAGGGCAUGUCCUGAAGGAGCUGCUGGAUACUGAGCGCGUCUAUGUGUCUGAACUGUGCUCCAUCCUCAAGGGCUACAAGGACGAGAUGCUGAACCCCGAGAUGCAGCCGUUGAUCCCUAUUAACCUGUACGGCAAGAGUGACCUUCUCUUCGGCAACAUGGAGGAGAUCUUCCGUUUCCACAAUGACGUCUUCCUGAGGGACCUUGAGAACUGCAUCAACACCCCGGAGCUGAUCGGCCUCUGCUUCGUCCAGAGGAAAGACACCUUCCAUCGACUCUACUCGCUGUACUGCCAGAACAAGCCCCAGAGCGAGGAGCUGCGGCGCCAAGUUGGGGACACAAACCCAUUCUUCAAGGAGUGCCAGCGACGCCUACACCACAAGCUGCCCCUCGGUGCCUACCUCCUCAAGCCGGUCCAGCGCAUCACCAAGUACCAGCUGCUCCUCAAGGACCUACUGAAGUGUGUCGAGGGGAGCCAGGGCCGCCGGGAGCUGCAGGAGGCCGUGGACACAAUGCUCACGGUGCUGAAGUGCCUCAAUGACUCCAUGCACCAGGUGGCCAUCGUGGGCUUCCCGGGUAACUUAGCAGACCUCGGGAAGCUACUGAUGCAGGGCCCCUUCAGUGUGUGGAACGAGGGCAAAAGGGGCCUCAGGGAGCUGCGACUCAAGCCUGCACAGCGGCAUCUCUUCCUUUACGAGAAAGUGCUGCUUUUCACCAAACGGGCUGGAAAGGACACCGACCGUGCUACUUACCACUUCAAGAGUGCCCUCAAGAUGUCCCAGAUCGGCCUGACGGAGAGUGUGCGCGGCAACAAGGGCGACAUCCGCAAGUUUGAGGUGUGGCUGCAGGGACGGCAGGAGGUACACACCAUCCUGGCGCCCUCAGCGGAGGUGAAGGAGACGUGGGUGAAGGAGAUCAAGCGGGUGUUGCUGGACCAGUUUGAGUACCUGAAGGGGGAGAACAUCAAGCAGUAUUCCUCCAGGAUCCAGAAAGGUGCCAGCCUCAACGGCAUCAGGAUCCCGCCCCUGUCACCCACCACACAGCACAGAGCCCUGCGCCAGACCGCCUCCUGGGACAUGGCGGGCAACGGCAUGAGUGGCAGUGGCGGAUCCAUCAGCUCCAGCAGCUCCGAGGGGCGGCAGAGUGGCGAGGGCAUGAGGGAGGGCAGCCGGCGUUCCACCCGCAGCAUGAGGUCCUCCGAGGGCACGCUUGGGGAUGCCCCGGAGGAGGAGGAGGAGAGCUGGUCCUCCGAUUACUCCGCCUCGGACGAAGAGGAAGACCAAGAGACGUUCUCGGAGGGCACGGAGUACACGUCCUCACGCUUCCUGGUCCUGGCAGACUACAACGCCAUGGGCAGCUCUGAGGUCAGCCUGAGGGAAGGGGACUAUGUGGACCUCAUCAAGGUGGGCUGCGCCGGCUGGUGGUACGUGCGUGUUAGUGGCACACCCUACGAGGGCUGGGCGCCGGCUGCCUACCUGGAGCGGGUACUCAAGAAGGGCAGCCGGUCCUCCCCCUCCGUGAGCAGCCAAGAGUCCACCUCCGGCCUCAAGCACGCCACCUCCAGGACCUCGGUCGCCUCGCUCUCCGCCAAGUCUGAGGAGAUCAACAUCAUGUAAACGGGCAAGACCAAGGGCAAUACAGUGUGCUCAGACCUGCUGGUGGUGGACAGUCCCCUCAAGCCUACACAUCACACCAGACUUGUUGAUGUACAGUUCAUUUCUGGUUCAUGUUACUUAUGACAGUUUUUUAUGUAUAUCCGUCAGCUGAUCUAAGAUUUCUGGGGUACAGGUGAGCAGGACUCCAAUUCCUGGACAUUUAUAGCUGUUACAAAUGGCUGGGGAGAACCUAGACUGUGCUGGAUCCUUGUUGACUUAUAUACUAGAGACUUGCACAAAAACAGCAGACAUCACCACCACCACCACCACGCCAUCACCAACUCCCUCAGAACGUGCUGUGUAGAGGGCCAGCUGACAUGUUCCAGCCUCAGGUGUUCUGGCUCAACUUGGUUCAUAAGUCGAGUCAGCCGUAAGCUUUUCGAGCCCCAGAACCUCACUGAUGCAGCCCAUGUACUCACCGUGAACCUCGCCCCUCCUUGCAUCAAGCUGCCGUGAGGAGUUUUGAGUGGCCGGAGCAAGCUGACGGAUGCAGUCACGCCAAACCAAUCCUUCGUUGCCCUGUCAUUCUCAGAGGCUGCCAAAAAGCACAAACAUUAGAGCAUACGUGGGUGGUAGUAUGAUCUAGCAAGCAGAGGUUUCAGUUUCCUUCUUGCCCGCUAUGAUCUAAGUGAUAGCCAGGACACAUACAAAUUUGUGGACUUCCAUUCUCAUAAGUCUCUCAAUUAGCCAGUUGUUAAUGUCACAUAUAACUAUAUAGCGCUCCUCUCCCACACCUUCAAGGCCAAUCUGGGUCCUCCUCUCACCCCAGUGCUGAGACACGGAGAGUACCCGUGGCGUUCCUUACUCUCCCUUACCGCCUUUGUUGUUCUGAGUACCUUCCUUCCUUUUCUCUGGUUGUGGGUGCAUAUAAGCUGAGUGCCUCCUGGGUGGUGGCUGGAGAGAGCACUCGGAACUGUAACCAAGCAUUUCCAACUCGCCGGGAUCAUUAACCGGCACUUUGUAGACUCUAAGGCACUUAACUAUCAUGUUCAACCUUUGCAUUUCUUCUCGACUCCAGCUUUGGACUUGUGCUUUAGGCUGCUCUUUGCUGCCUCAGUGGCCGGGCUGAGAGAAGCAGUUAUGUUUUCCUACAUAGACUUUUCUCUCAUGACUGUACACCUUCUCAGCUUAAGGAUGAAAAGAACACUUAACAUUUCUAGAGUCUUUCCCCACAUCAUGUUUUCAUACAUUUCCAUAAUUGAAUCAAGUGUGUGUUAACUUUACCACUUGCUCACAGUCCCCCUCACCCUAGCUCCCUGUUCUGCCUGACGAUGCUCCCUUCCCCAUGUAACCCUCAGUUAGCAUGUUUCCCUCUCCUGUGGACCCCCUUAGGGCAGCCACCCGUGAUCAUGUGCCUCAGUACAGGUAGAUGUAGCAUAGAAGUAGAGGUGUGUCCCUGUGUUGCCCCGGGGCCAGCGACUUAUAGUGUUUGUCUCAAGGUUAAGAGUAACGUGUGCGAGUGUGGCUGGAUGGUGCAGUCAUUGUGUGUUUUUAUGAAGGGAGAUUAGCUAAGGAAUAAGGUAAAGGUAAAACAAAUGCCUGCAAAUGCUGUUCUUGACAUAGUGUGUUAAAACUGUGAAUUGAGGGCUCUUCCCACCCACCCAACACACCGGCAGGACCUCAGCACUCUGUCACUCUGUCUCGUGGGAAGCAUGGCCAGGCUGAUGGCGUCUGGCGGUACUGAUGCGUCAAACUAAGCUGCCAUUACACCUAGUACUCAUAAUGGAGAAGCCCGGGCUUGGUUGACAGAGGAGGAGGGGGGAAGGCAGGCAUAUUACUGAGGGCACUUCCAUUAUGAGCUGAGACAGGCUGAGGAGGUGACUAUCAGAAACAGCAAGGCACGACACUUGCAAGCCUGUCUGGACCCACUGCAGGGGAUUGUUGAGUCUUGUGUGAUCAGGCAAGCACGUUGUCACUUUGUUGCUGCUUUGUUCCCUGGCAGUAAUGAAACAUGUAUCAACACAACCAAAGUGAGUGCAUACAAUAAGCAAAACUACCUAUUAUAGCUUUUGAAUUUUGAUGAUUAAUACAUUUUUCACUCCUUAUAUAUGCUUUAUACAGUAAAUAACUAAAAUUGUAAUGUACUUACAGUAACAAUAGUUAACCACGGUGAAGCUCAGAGUUUUUUCUGCAGCUCAGCGGCUGCUGCGGCACAAGCCACUCAACACAAAGCAACUCAACAGAUCCACAAGACCAAAUACACAGUAGGUAGUUGACUCCCAGAAGGUCACAGGUGUGUGUGGGCAGUACAAAAUUGACAAAGCAGAGAAGAAGCCAUAGUGCAAUUUUGUGAUAAAUUAGCAGCAGAGAGAUAGCAGCACCAGCACCUAUGGCAGCCAGUUCUCUUGGGAAGGCCAGCGGCGAGGCUUUGGGGGCGUGCUCCCUUCACUCCUCCGUCCCUGGCACAGUAGGACUUGGCAACCGAUCAUGGCCUUAUAUACACUGCAAGUUUUGUACAACUGCAUAGACAAGUUGAGGCUGAGUGGAGAGGAUCGACCCUGAACCCUGCAGAGCCCAGGCGGCCAGGCGGCCCGGCUCAGCUCAGGGCGGGUGGUGGGCGGGGCCGGUCAGGGCCAGACCUCCGCCCCGCACUACAAUCUCCAAAGUGACUUACUGACUCCUUUUUUGUACAAUGACGAUGUGUCGUAGCAUUCUGUAAUGGUGUUCCAGUUUUCAAAGUGUUGAAUGGUGCUUGUAUAGCCAUGCAUGUACUACUAGCCAGUGGGUGUUCCUAUUUCUAAGGUGUACAGUGUGGCCCCCAGCGGGUCUCUCCCACCCCAGGACAAGUAGGUUCCCUGUCCAGCACGGCUCGGCCCUGUGCUGUCUUUCCCUCGCCGCUGCAUCUCUGACUGAUCCGUGACUCCCGCAGGGCAGGCACCUCCCAGCACAGCCCUCGGCCUGCGCCAGGAACGCUGUGCUGCGUGAACACCUGCCCCCCUCACCUCCUCCUUCCUCCUGUCCUUUCCUCCUUUCCCCAUUAUUGUAAAUACUUGCGCCACCUUUCCCCGCCAAGUACUGCCCUGGAAGGUCCGUGUAUCGGCAGCAAUAUUUCUUUACAUUUUUAUGGUUGAUAAAAAGUAAUCUUAAUUUGUCCAUUAAUUGUCUGGAGAUGUACAUGGGAUUGGCAUAGGAAGUGUUAUAUUUAUAAUUAAGAAACAGUUACAGUUUUGUGUAUAUAUGUACAUAUACUGUAUAUGUACAUACAACAAAUAUAUACAUUUUACUCAUAAGAAUAACAGAUAAUUAAGGAUGCAUUUUUAAUCAUUUCAAUACAGUAAGAGGGAAUUGUAUAGUCUGCAGUCAUAGCAUUUAAUUGGCAAAGAGUGUGUCCAGGAGCUCCUCACCAGCCCGGGCAGGUGUGUGGUGGGCGGCCCAACCCACGCCUGGCUGAGGGAAGUGUAGGGUAACCCUCCACCUGGCUGAGGUGGCCUGACGUGUGUGCCGGGAUGACCCCUCCACACCUGGCUGGAGCAGGUGUGUAGGGGCUCUCCUUCCCACACUGAUCCCGAGCAGGUGUGUGGAGUUAACCCUGUCUACACCCGGCUGGAGCAGGUGUACAGGUAUCACCUCUACACUUCAGGCAAGCAGGUGUGCGUGGGCCGUCCGUCUCGCGCCCGUCUGGAGCGGGUAGGCGGGGGCAGUACCAGUGAGCCGCCUGGCGUCCCCCGGGGCGUGGAGGACUCACUCCCUCGAGCACAGAACACGAGCCGCGAGACACUUGUGUGGACGCCAACUUAACCCUCGCGUCGCAUUCCUGUCACUCAGGCUACUCUCAACUUCCUCCACCGCUACCCAUAUACAUAUACACUAAGAAAUAUAUAUACAUGUAUGUACGUAUUUCAUAUUAUAUACACAUACACUAUACAUAUGAAGGCAUGGUUUUUAAUUACUAUCAUAUUAUACUAUCAUUAUUAUUAUUACCUUCACAUGAUUCUCAAGGCAAAGGACUGGCUUGGGUUGCCCUCUUUUAAAACCCCUUUCCUAGCUGGACAUUUUUUUUUAUUUAUCCUUAUGUAAGCGAAAUUUUGUUGUGACUGUUUAACUUAAGUCUUUCUGACCGAAUUUGUUACACUGGCUGGAGAAUACAAGUGUGUGCGCGCGGGACCUCGGAACUCAUGAAUUAUAGAUACUUUGUCCGAGGGUGUGAUGGCCGAUGGUUCUGACGUCGCUUUUUUAUUAUCGUUACGUGCUCGUGGAUAAGACAUGAAUUGGUGAUCCUAGUCAUGUGUGUGUGUGUGUGUGUGUGUGUGUGUGUGUGUGUGUCCAGCAGGUGUGGGUGGGCGUGGCUUCGGGGCGUCGCUCACGUCAUGGUUACGUCAUUCCGUCGCGUUACGUCAUCAUUUAGCGUCAUCUUCAUUCAUCAUCGUGGAUCAAAGACAUUUUUCCCCCACACUCUAUUUAUUUCCUUUUUAGCCUUUGGAAAUGCCUCUGAAAGUAUUACCGAUAACCCCACCGUCUCCAUUGAUGUUACUCAAUGCAUACAUAACCUGUAAUCUUCCGAAACACUAAAUACUGAUGUAAUAUAUGAAAAUUCAGAAGUUUA